UGUCUGGAAUGGCACAAAGUGCAGUGAGUUACCCUCUCAAACAAGAUAAAAAAGCUCCUUCCUCCUCCAGUCCUCCAGUCCUCCUGGCUCCUGCGGUUCUCGCUCCUUCCUUUUCUCCCGAAAACCAAUCCUCCUCGCAUCGCGUAACGGAUUCCACACUCCUUCUACCUAACCACUCCUCACUGACACCUGUCCUCUACAUCCACACCUUUUUCUAUAUCUACGUUUAUGCCUUCCCGUCUUUCUCAUUUUCGAUUAACAUAUCCCAAAAUAACGCCUCAAUGAGAUACCAAGACCUAGCACCGUCCUUCAACUCUUUUCCCAAUCCUAAUAACGCUCUCAACAACCUUCACCGUCGCCACGUCGCCUCCCACACUUCCGCUGCCUUCCACGAUGUUGAUGUGUUGUUAUCUAAUGAUUUUUCUAGAAUGAGUGUUUUUCAUGAACAAGGAAAUCUAAAUGUUAAUGUUAUGGACUCACUCUCACGCUCACCUCACACACAAUGUUCCUCUGAUGUGAGGGGACAUGUUCAACUGCAGAAUGAGAAUCCAUUAUUUCAUGCUUCUAAUUGCAAUAAGAGAACAAUGGACUCUCAUGUCACAACUCCCUUUAUGUUAUCUCAACCCAACCGUCUUACCACAAACACUAACACUCCAUCUUCACAUUAUUUCACUGCAGCAACAAGCGACAGUGAAUUUUCCCACUCUAGAGGGGACCCUGUAAUAUUCCAAUGUGACAGUGUCAGUGGUUUUAUCAUGCAAGACAAGGAUGUCAAGUGUUGUGUUGGUGGUAGAGGGAGCGAUUCUUUGUUGGGUUGCAAUGAGGCUUUACCUUUUCCUCGACUCGUUUCUUCUGCCAGACGUGAAAAGAGUAGCAUUCUCGCGAGUCUCUCUCCUUGGCCCUUGUUCAACUUUGCUCCUUUGGCUAAGUUCCAAGGUUACAUUUAUCGCCUGGCCAAGGAUCAGAACGGUUGUCGCUUCUUGCAGAGGAUAGUUGAUGAGGGUACCUCUGAAGAUGCGCAAAUAGUGUUUAAUGGAGUCAUAGAUGAUGUUGUGGAGCUUAUGAUGGACCCUUUUGGGAACUACCUUGUGCAAAAGUUGCUUGAUGUGUGUGGAGAGCAUCAAAGGUUGCAGCUUGUGUCAAUGCUGACUAAAGAACCAGGCCAGCUAGUCAGAACAUCUUUGAAUACACACGGCACAAGGGUGGUUCAGAAGUUGAUUGCCACUGUCAACUCUAGAAAACAAUUUGUGAUGCUGAGGUCUGCCAUUCAACCUGGUUUUCUUGAUCUUAUAAAGGAUCUCAAUGGAAAUCAUGUCAUACAGCGUUGCUUGCAAUACUUUAGCUGUAAAGAUAAUGAGUUUAUUUUUGAUGCUGCUACAAAGUUCUGUGUAGAUAUAGCCACUCAUCAACAUGGGUGUUGUGUAUUACAACGUUGCAUUGAUUAUUCCACCGGAAAGUACCAAGAUAAACUGGUAAAAGAAAUAUGCAGACAUGGGCUUAUCCUUGCUCAAGAUCCAUUUGGAAAUUAUGUUGUUCAGUAUAUUAUAGAGAUGGAGGAUCCAAAUCUGUCAAGCAAAUUGCAUUCUCAGUUCAAAGGGAACUACGUAAACCUCUCAAUGCAAAAAUUUAGCAGUCAUGUAGUUGAAAAAUGCCUCAUGCAUGUUGCAGAGAGCAGGUCAAGGAUAGUCCAAGAAUUGUUGUCUUUUCCUAACUUUGAGCGGUUGCUACCAGACCCAUACGCUAACUAUGUUGUUCAACGUGCUCUCGGAGUAACCAAGGGUUCUCUGCAUUCUUCUCUGGUAGAAGCAGUUCGUCCCCACAAAAUCUUGCGCACCAGUCCUUAUUGCAAAAGAAUUUUCUCCAGGAACCUACUUAAUAAGUGAUGUGUGGUGGGCAGUUAGAGAAGAUAUGUUGUUGUUCUCAUUUGAGUUACUACUUUGUUUUUCUCCUAAUUAAACCCCUUUUAGCUUUAUGUCUUGGCCACUAGUAUAUGUUGUAUGUAUGCUUAUGUGUCUAUGUAAGAAUAUGGCACUAAUCUACCGGAACUGGAAACAAGUUUGAGCUAGCUCGCUUCGAAUCAUUCCAUGUGAUCCAGGGUCUGAAAGUUCCCAAGUUUUGUUUUCCAAAUGCAGGUUUAUCUUUCAUCAUUCUAAUGUUCUAUGGUACAUCCUAGAUAUGAUGCUAUUUUCCUAGUUUCUUUAUAGAUUAUGUACA
Molecule: messenger RNA, 2214 nt
Organism: Cajanus cajan (pigeon pea)
Lineage: Eukaryota; Viridiplantae; Streptophyta; Magnoliopsida; Fabales; Fabaceae
Product: putative pumilio homolog 8, chloroplastic
Biological process (GO): post-transcriptional regulation of gene expression
Cellular component (GO): cytoplasm
Molecular function (GO): mRNA binding
Source: RefSeq, a predicted model, not a curated record